AUUGUUUAAAACCAGCAGAAUAUAAUUUAACUAAAGUGUUUUUACUUCUUCCUCAGAAAGGUGAAAAGACCYAACAGCCAUCAUGUCUGAGAAAAAGAUGUCAUCGAGCCGCAAGCAUCAUCUGAAGAGCCUGAUGCUCCAGAUCGCCCAGGAACUGAUAGCGGAAGAGGAAGCCCAGUCUUUAGAGGACAGGAAGCAGUACAUGAGUGAAAAUAUCGCUCCCCUGCAGCUCACAGGAUCCAUUGCAGAACUCCAGGACCUGUGUAAGAAGAUGCACCAGAAGAUUGAUGUGAUAGAUGAGGAGAGAUACGACCUGGGCAGCAAAGUUGGCAAAAGUGAUAGAGAG
Salvelinus sp. IW2-2015 is the source of this 346-nucleotide messenger RNA. Its product is annotated as troponin I, fast skeletal muscle. NCBI's taxonomy places the organism in Eukaryota, Metazoa, Chordata, Actinopteri, Salmoniformes, Salmonidae. Gene Ontology annotation, biological process: skeletal muscle contraction; cardiac muscle contraction. The record is from RefSeq and is a predicted model, not a curated record. Gene Ontology annotation, cellular component: troponin complex.